This is a messenger RNA of Esox lucius (northern pike), 5817 nucleotides long. It is a transcript of the gene xylt1, whose product is annotated as xylosyltransferase I. Gene Ontology annotation, cellular component: membrane. Gene Ontology annotation, biological process: chondroitin sulfate proteoglycan biosynthetic process; heparan sulfate proteoglycan biosynthetic process. NCBI's taxonomy places the organism in Eukaryota, Metazoa, Chordata, Actinopteri, Esociformes, Esocidae. The record is from RefSeq and is a predicted model, not a curated record. Gene Ontology annotation, molecular function: protein xylosyltransferase activity. Bases 73 to 2946 code for a protein of 957 amino acids. The transcript has 11 exons.
GGCAGAGGCAAGCAAGCAGAGCUGGAGAAGCCGACUAUCUUCUCCUCUCGAGUCCCAGCAGUCAGUGUGAAGAUGGUUGGCGGCUCGUGCGCUCGCAGGUUGGCCCGUCGCUCGCGGUCGGCCUUGAUAGCGGCUCUCACAGUGCUGCUGGUCCAGACGCUGAUAGUAUGGAACUUCAGUAGCUUCGACUCCGGAGAAGAAGGGGAAAACGGCGGCGGUGGUGGGUCGAAUCUGAGAGAGAAGAGAGAACGGGUCGGCGGCGUUGGCUACAAAGGCAGCCGCGAGUAUAUGAAGCGCGGGGUUCAGCUACAGCACGAUCCUCCACAAGGGAAAGGAUCCGUUCGUCACAUACAGCAGCCGGACGUUUACUACUCCCACCGGCCCAAGGAGAAAGUCCGCGUGGACAGCAACAACGAGAACUCGGUGCCCAAAGACUUUGAGAACAUUGACAACAGCAACUUCGGUGCCCGAUCGCAGCCCCAGCGUCAGCCCCCGGGGGGCGCUAACAAACACCGGGACAAAAUCCGCCCCCAGCAGACCGCCUGGAAGGACAACGCUCCCGUCCUGAGCCGGAGCUCCAAUGAGGUCCUCCAGUACGGACGGGCCGUGGCCCGUAAUGCCUCAGUUCCCAAUGGCCCAAAAGCGGCAAAGCCUGGGUUGCCUGGGGCGAGCAACAAGAACCACCACAGCCGCGCCGUACAGCCGCAGAGUCAUGUUCAGUCCCGCCCCCAGACUCAACACAGACACCAACACCACCAGACCAGGAAGCAGGCGACUGCGGCCCCGUCAGAGGUCGUGUAUGACCGGCCAGCCAAGUGUGAAGUCAGCGGCAAGGAAGCCAUUUCGGCUCUGUCCCGAGCCAAGACCAAGGAGUGCCGGCAGCAGAUAGCCGAGGUGUACUGUCGACACAAGGAAAGUCAACUGAUGCCUGAGAAGGUCACUCGCUACUGUCCAAUUGAGGGUAAAGCCAACGUCAACGUGGCGUGGGACGAGGACUCGCCGGAGGACGUUCCGUCGCCCCCUGUUCGGAUCGCCUUCGUGCUGGUGGUCCACGGCAGAGCCUCGCGACAGUUCCGGCGCCUCUUCAAAGCCAUCUACCACACGUUGCACUACUACUACAUACACGUCGACCAGCGAUCCAACUACCUCCACAGGCAGGUUCUGGAGCUGGCGUCCCAGUACCCCAACGUCAGGGUGACCCCCUGGAGGAUGGCCACCAUCUGGGGCGGUGCCAGCCUGCUGACCAUGUACCUCCGCAGCAUGGCCGACCUGAUCGCCAUGAGGGACUGGACCUGGGAUUUCUUCAUCAACCUCAGUGCGGCUGACUAUCCAAUCAGGACUAAUAACCAGCUGGUGGCCUUCCUGUCUAAGUACAGAGACAUGAACUUCAUCAAGUCCCACGGCAGAGACAACGCCAGGUUUAUCCGUAAACAAGGUCUGGACCGGCUCUUCUUUGAGUGCGACACCCACAUGUGGAGACUGGGUGACCGGAAGAUCCCAGAAGGCAUUUCUGUGGACGGCGGUUCCGACUGGUUCCUGCUCAACCGUGCAUUCGUGGAGUAUGUCAUCAACUCACGAGACGACCUUGUGGUCAACAUGAAGCAGUUUUAUACAUACACACUGCUACCAGCUGAGUCCUUCUUCCACACGGUGCUGGAGAACAGUGUCCACUGUGAGAGCAUGGUGGACAACAACCUUCGCAUCACCAACUGGAACAGGAAGCUGGGCUGUAAGUGCCAGUACAAACAUAUCGUGGACUGGUGCGGCUGCUCCCCCAAUGACUUCAAACCCCAAGACUUCCACCGCUUCCAGCAAACGGCGCGGCCUACGUUCUUCGCCCGGAAGUUUGAAGCCAGCGUCAACCAGGAGAUCGUGAACCAGCUGGACGGUUACCUGUUCGGACCUCUUCCCCGGGGGACCCCGGGCCUCCAGGCCUACUGGGAGAAUGCCUUCGACGAGGCGGACGGGGUCGCGACCCUGAGCGACACGCAGCUCACACACUACCACGCCUUCGCCCGCAUGGGCCUGGCCCGGGCCGCCGCGUCACUGCAAGGGGAUCCUAAGGACAACAGCUGCAGGUAUUUCCCCAUGGGCCACCCGGUGUCGGUCCAUCUCUACUUCCAGUCAGACCAGUUCCAGGGCUACCUGGUCAAGCACCACGCCACCAACCUUGCAACCAGCAAGCUGGAGACCCUAGAGACCUGGGUGAUGCCCAAGACGUCCUACAAGGUGGCCUCCCCGGCCAGCACCUUUACCAGACUGCAGGUUGCUGAGGUCGGCACCGAGUGGGACGCCAAAGAGCGGAUGUUCCGCAACUUCGGCGGCCUGAUGGGCCCCAUGGACGAGACAGUGGCGAUGCAGAGGUGGUCCAAAGGCUCUAACGUGACGGUCACCGUGGUUUGGAUCGACCCCACCAACGUCAUCGCCGCCACCUACGACAUCCUGAUCGACGCCAGCGCCGAGUACACCCACUACCGGCCCCCCCUGAAUCAGCCCCUGAGGCCCGGCGUCUGGGUGGUCCGCUUGCUGCAUCACUGGGUCACCGUGGCGGAGACCCGGUUCCUGAUCGCACCGCAGGCUUACGUCAGGCACCAGCCGAUCAAACAAGAAGACACCCUAAAGCUCCACGAUGGGCCGGCCAAGAGCAGCUACAUGGAGCAGAGCUUCCACGGCCUGAACCCUGUCCUGAACAUCCCCGUGCACCCGAGCCAGGUGGAGCAGGCCAAGCGCAACGCCUCCCUGACCGGCCCCGCCCUGGAACGCUGGAUAGACAGCCUGGUGGGUACGGCGUGGGAGGCCGGCGACGUCUGUUCCACGUCCAUGACCGGGGGACCCGGGACAGCGUGCCCCGUCAUGCAGGCGUGCGCCAAGACUCCCUGGAGCUCACUUAGCCCGGAUCCCAAGUCCCAUCUGGUCCCGCCGCGCGCUGACGGGCGCAUAAGGUAGCAACGGCGCAUCUGGCCAGACGGACGGUGCAAGUCAUAAGUUGUAGUAAUUUAUUUUUUUGACCUCGUUUUGUGUUUUCUUUCCAAAAAAAAAAAAAAGAAAAAGAAUGGAAUGGUUUGUCGACAUAAUGGAUGAUGAGAGACAAAAAAUAUUUUAUUUUUUGAAGGAAGGAUGAGAUGCUGUAGAGAGGUUUUUGGUGGGUGGUGACAGUUUCAGACUUCAAAGUUUGUUCCUCUUUGGGGUUUUGCCGGCUUUGCACUUUUCUCGUUUCCCAUUGUAUUUAUUUUCAUCUCAUUGCUGAGUUUGCUGUGAUUGAUGUCUGCUGUGGAGACAAAUGUUGCUUUGCCGAGCACCUAGCCAGGUUGUCUAGUCUGUUGCUGAACGAGAAAGCGAUACGGUCAGUCAGAAGUCAUAGUGUUAGAGUGAAACAGGAUACUGGUUGUGGACCAAGUUCCGGGCACUUUUUCACAAGUGUUUCACACUAAGAGUGCUGACCUAUAAUCAGCAUUGUCUUUUAGAUAACAUUAUGACUGACCGCGAAGACCUGGUUCCAGAUCAGUGCUCUGAGGGCCCUUCCCCUGAAGACCAGUCUGGCCUGUAGGUACAGUGACCAGUGACAGACUAAACCGCAGACUCAGAGGCUGCUGGGAAAAAAGCCUCAACCUUUGUGCAUGUCUGACAGUUACUAAAGGACAGCACUAUUUAUUGACUUUCAGUGCCUGAACAGGAGAAAGGUAUGUGGGUGUGGCUGGACUAUGGAGAGAUAAUAAUGCCAUAAGAAAUUGAAAUUAAUUGAUUAAUUGAAAUUCUAUAUGAUCCAGCUUCUUUUGGCACUAAUAUCAGGACUGCCUGAAACUUAAAAUGGAAGUAUAUCAGCUUAGGCUUAGCAAAAAAAAUCUGAAGCGUAUUUUUCGUCUUCUUUUUUAAUGAUUUUGUUCAUUUGUUUUUAUUGACACUUUACGUUGCAAGUAUGAAAAGAAUGACUCAAAAGUAAUUGUUGUGUGAAUGCAAAGUGAGUCCACAAGUUGCUAUUUAUUUAUACGUUUAUAUAAAUACAGAUAUUUUUAGUCAAUGACUAAAUGACUACAACGCUGCUUGGGCAGCUCGAUAAAUAUUUUUUGUAAUGACAAACUGCCUUUAUUUACAAAGGCCAUCGCCCCAAUGAACCUGCGUAACUAUUUUGGGCAAACAAACUUAAUGCCCGCCGUUAUGUCCGUGUUGUCAGGUCUCAAUCGCUCUUCUUGUCUUAGUUCCUUCUUUGGCUGCCUGCAAAGUCUUCAGCACACAAAGAAGCAGAAAUGUCAGGUUCCUCCUGGCAACCUCAUCAUACAGAGAAGUCAACAAAAAGACAUAAACACACCUAAAAACUAUCCAAAAUGUGUGUUGGAGUCCGGAACAUGUACGAGUCGGUGAUGUUACAUUUGCUGUUUGGUUCAGUGUUGGUACCGGGAUGUUCGUGAUGUUCAUGCUGUGGCAUAAAAAGUGAAUAAAUCUUGUAUUGUUAUCAAGGAACUGUGGGAUUGGGCCCAGGCAACUUUGGUUUUCACUGGUUCUUCUAAUGCACACUAAAUACUUUGUCUGCCAGAAAGACAAUCUGUCAGCCUACCCUAGUUAAAACAAACUUCCAAUCAUCCCAUGCCUAGAGUUCAAUCCUAAUAGCCCUGGUCUAAAGUGACCCUGUCAUUUGUUUAGUUAAGCAUGGAAUAAAUUAUUCUAAAAAACUAAUUUUGUCCCAAAUAACAGUCCAGUCGUGUCAACGUGAUUUGGCAGUCAAACAUGCUAAGAGAAUGUUUUCACCAGGGCUCAACAACAAUCAGCCCGAUGAUUGCUGAUUUAAUCAUUGGCCCGUUUCACCUCAGCCCUAAUUGGAUGUACCUAUCCUAAUAGGUGUUGCUACUGUCACUCAAACCUGAACUGUUGUGUGUUGUUGCCAAUUGUAGUUGGCAAUUUGGCCUGUAUUAGCUAAAGCUACUAUAGCUUGUUAACACCAUAUUAGCUAGCUUGAUGCAUAUACUGUAUACCCUGGCUAUCUUUAUCUGGCAGUGCCAUUGUCACAUUGAAACUAAUACUUAAUUUAUGAAUAUGGCCGUUCAAAAGUACAAUUAUCAUUCUCAAGAAUUGAAUUAAAUUAUGUCACUCGAUUACUAUUAUUAAAAUUACUAUUUUAUUACAAAAACAAUUAACAUAAAGAAAAUGUACAUAAAUAUUUUGUAAUUAAAAUAUGUUUAAAACGUAUUGUAUGUAAAUACUGAUGUGGUGUGGAAAGAUUAUGAAGUGGAAUUACAUUAUAAGAAGAGCUCGCUAGUCGGCGCACAGAGUGAUUUUAGGUAAGCAGCCUGUUUCAGUGUUUUGGAAAAUAUGUAAUGAGUAUGUAAGAACUCCAUUUUGGGAAAGCUUUAAAUAUUAUUCUUAGCCUUUCAGAGAAUAUCAUGCCAGAUUGUUGUUCUCUCUGCUGGAAUGUAUUGUCGAGCAACUGUUGCACAAACUUCUCUGAACUCAACGUUUCCCGAAGUUACAGGGGAAACUUUAAAGUUUCCUAAAAUUUCAAGGAAAACUUUAAUGUUCCUUGGAAGUUUCAAGACAAACUUUAUUGUUUCCUAACGUUUCAGGGGGAAAUUCUGUGCCUUAGCUAUCUAUCUAUACUCCUGUCUAGGGAACACUUAAAACUUUCUGUCCAUCUGUGAACAUAAAAUUGUUGUUUUGAAUUUUUACAAAAUGUGAAAGAAAAGAGUCAUUGUGAUUGGAUGAAUCUGUAACACCAAAAAAAAAGAUGUCCGCUGUUGCCAUGAGUUCUUGUCUUUCACUUUUAAAUUUUUUUGUUGCUACAUUUUUCUCUGACUGCUUUUUGAAAUAAAAAGACAUCGCUGUAAA